Nerophis lumbriciformis (worm pipefish) is the source of this 2166-nucleotide messenger RNA. NCBI's taxonomy places the organism in Eukaryota, Metazoa, Chordata, Actinopteri, Syngnathiformes, Syngnathidae. The record is from RefSeq and is a predicted model, not a curated record.
AUGCUGCCUCGCCACACGCGAGCAGGCGCCUACGACCUGCCGGGCUCCGAGUCCGGCGCCGUCCCGCUCGUCGGCUACCGGAUCCUCACCGGCGACGGCGGCCCGUCCGACCCCGCCGAUAUUUGCGCAACUCCACAGGUGGAGUCUUCGCCCAUGAAGAAGACCACGUGGUACUGUCCGUUGGAUGCGUCCACAGCGGCGGCGGAAGAGGAAGAGCAGGAAGAGGACGGCAUCAUCUACACGGUGGCACUCAAACAACCUCCCACGGUAAGAUGCGUUCGUCGCCGACAGUAUUGCGUGAAGGCGGGCACGGAGGAGAAGUUGGCGCUGCAUCUUCUGAGCGCCUUCGCUCUGGGUGACCCGUCCUACGUAGCCGUCUUCCUGGCGACCUAUCGCUCCUUCACCACCACCCAGAAAGUGUUGGACGUCCUGACCGAUAGGUUGGAGCGGCCGCCCGGAGAGGACGAGGGCCGGCAACAGCGGGAAUCCUUCAACAGGGCUGCGCGCUCUGUGUUUAGCGCGUGGCUAUCGGAGUACCCCGAGGACUUCGUGGCCCUGAAGGAGCCGUCGCGCCUCCUGCGACUGGCGCCGCUUCUCCCUCCGGAGCCGCCGUCCGCCGCCCGGCUUCGCGCCGCCGUCCUGCGCCUGGCCGAGGAGCUCAGCGAGAAAGAGCUGCUGCCGGACGGCCGUACAGACGCCGAGCUCUCCGGCGCCCCGGCGGCGGACGCGUGCGGGUUCGAAGCCGGCGCCAUCCUGGGCUUCCCGUCGGCCGUGAUCGCGGAGCAGCUGACUCGCAUCGAGACGGAUCUGUUCGUGCGCCUGGUUCCGUACCACUGCCUGGGCUCGCAGUGGUCCCAGCGCGACAAGAAAGGUCGCGAGGGCGCCUGCGGCUCCGUUCGGGCCACCGUCCGCCAGUUCAACCGUCUGGCUAACGCCGUGCUGGCGUCGUGCUUGAAAAGCGGUCGGCGCACGGUGCGCCUGCUGGAGAAGUGGAUCAAAGUGGCGCAGGCAUGUCGCGAGCUGAAGAACUUCUCGUCGCUGUACGCCAUCGUGUCGGCGCUGCAGAGCAACCCCAUUCACCGACUAAGGAAGACCUGGCAGGACACCGACAGGGAGGCCACUCGGAAGUACGAGGAGCUGCGUGACAUCUUUUCAGAGCGGGACAACUACUCUCACAGUCGAGAGUUGCUGAAGGAGGAGGGCACCUCCAAAUACGCCAACCCGGACCACCGGCACAAACACGGCACCGGGAGCGCGGCGCGCGGCACAGUUCCAUACCUUGGCCUUUUCCUGACCGACCUGACCAUGCUGGACGCGGCCGUCAAGGACCGACUGGAGAACGGCUACGUCAACUUUGACAAGCGGCGGCGGGAGUUCGAGGUCCUGGCGCAAAUCCGCCUGCUGCAGUCGUCGUGCAAAAACAGCGUCUCGGUCCCGGACCGGGCCUUCCUGCGCUGGUACCGCAGCGUACCCACGCUAACCCAGGAGCAAAGUGACGCGCUGUCAAAUGAAAUCGAAGCGCCCGGCGAAGCGGCAGCGACAGCGCCGGUCGUGGUGGUCACGGAGUGUCCCGAGUAAGCCCGGGUGGGCGGGCGGGCCGGCGGCGUUCCCGACCCCGACGCGACCGUCGACUUAUCCUCGCCCGUCAACAGCUUGAUCUCCAAACUCACUAAGCACAUGCGAUCUCCGUCGGUGUCGUGCUUAGACGUGGACACGUCGUCGCCGCCCGCGGCGCCGGCGUCCCCCGGAACGGCGGCCAAGUGCCACCGCCGCUCCGUCUCUUGCGGCAACAACACCGCGGGUUCCGCCGCUGCCGGUUCGGGGCCCGACAUGCGCAUCGUCAGGAUCCGCAUGGAUCUGCAUGAUGGAAACCUGUACCGCAGCAUCCUGGUGACGAGCAACGACAAGACGCCGGUCGCCAUCCGCUCGGCGCUGGAAAAGCACAACCAGGACCCGUCGCAGGCGUCCUCGUACGAGCUGCUGCAACUUCUGCCCCAGGGAAAAGAGUUGCUGAUCCCGUCCACGGGCAACGUCUUCUACGCCAUGACGCCGUCCAGCGUGGACUUCCUGCUGAGGAGGAAAGCCCCGUCGGAAAGCCCCGCCCCUCCUGCCACGUAUCCGCGAAUCAAGGCCAAGGGGAGGAGACUGGCCAGAACGCUCUUUUGA